UCGGAGCCGCCAGCAGAGCGGAGCUGCCCUGCUGCGCGCUGGCUGUUUUCCUCGCUGCUUCCAACACUUUUGUUCCCGUUUCCAGUUCAGACACUUGCUUUUCGAGCCGGUGUCGGAGUGGAGCAGCCGAGGUAGCGAGCUCAGAGAGAAGUGUGUCAGCUGCUGUCAGCGGAGCGGUCACUAGUGUGCGGAGGAAGCAGCCCAGCGAGCCCGGCGCGAUGAGGCGCGGAGCCGCGCGCCGAGCGGAGUGCACGGAUAAGCGGGGCAGAGACUGAGUCCGGGAGAGGGGUGGUCCGGGAGUUCAGUGGGAGUGUGCGGCUGCAGAGCUGCAGAGCAGAGCUGGACCUGCGGACCUUCAGACAGCUCCGGGGGACGCGGCCGGCCAGCAUGUGGAGGACGGCGCUCAGCUGCCUGCUGCUGGAGGCGCUGCUGCGCUGCUCCGCAGGUCUCAACAUGUGCACGAGUGGCAGCGCCACUUCCUGCGAAGAAUGCCUCCUGAUCCAUCCCAGCUGCGCCUGGUGCGCGCAAGAGGACUUUGGGAGGAGCCGGACUCUGACAUCACGGUGUGACUUCAGUCAAAACCUGCGAAACAGGGGCUGCGAGGCGCGCUUCAUCGAACACCCCACCAGCAGCUUGCUCGUCACGCAGAACGUUACCCUCAGUUCUAAAGGGUCGAGCCCAACCCACUACGAUGUGGUCCAGAUCAUGCCUCAGAAGAUCUCCCUGAGCCUCCGGCCAGGAGACCAGACGUCGUUCGACCUGCAGGUGCGGCAGGUGGAGGACUACCCGGUGGAUCUCUACUACCUAAUGGACCUCUCGCUUUCCAUGAAGGACGACCUGAACACCAUCCGUAACCUGGGCACCAAGCUGGCGCUGGAGAUGGGGGCGCUCACCAGCAACUUCCGGCUCGGCUUCGGCUCCUUCGUGGACAAAAACAUGUCCCCGUUCUCCUACACGGCACCCAAGUAUCAGGAGAAUCCCUGCAACGGAUACAAACUGUUCCCCAACUGUGUCCCCACCUUCGGUUUCCGCCACAUCCUCUCGCUGACCGACAAAGUGGACCGCUUCAACGAGGAGGUGCAGAAGCAAAUGGUGUCUCGCAACCGAGACGCGCCAGAGGGCGGGUUCGAUGCCAUCCUGCAGGCCGCCGUUUGCAAGGACAAGAUCGGGUGGAGGAAAGAGGCCUACCACCUGCUGGUGUUCGCCACCGACGAUGUGCCGCACCUCGCCCUGGACGGGCGGCUCGGCGGCCUCGUUCAGCCGCACGACGGCCAGUGUCACCUGGACGAGCGCAACGAGUACAGCGCCUCCACAAAGAUGGACUAUCCGUCUCUGGCUCUGCUCGGGGAGAAACUGGCGGAAAACAACAUCUUCCUGAUCUUCGCUGUGACCAAGCGACUGUACGUCAUUUACAAGAAUAUCACCAUGCUCAUACCUGGAACCACGGUGGAGAUCCUGGACCAGGACUCAAAGAACGUCAUCCAGCUGAUCAUCACGGCCUACAACAAUAUUCGCUCUAAAGUGGAGCUGACGGUGUGGGACCACCCAGAAGACAUCAGCCUGUCCUUCACCGCCACCUGCCAGGACGGAAAUCCACUUCCAGGCCUCAGGAAAUGUGCCGACUUGAAGAUAGGAGACACUGUGUCGUUCAACGUGAACGUGGAGGCGAGGAGCUGUCCUCCCCGCGGGACCAAACAGAGCUUCACCAUCAAGCCCGUGGGGUUCAAGGACCACCUGGAGGUGUCGGUGGAUUAUCGGUGCGACUGCGGCUGCAGCCGGGAUGCCAAAGUCAACAGCAGCAUCUGCAGCUCCAUCGGUACGUAUCACUGCGGCACCUGUCACUGCGAUCAGGGCUACCUGGGAGCCCGCUGCGAGUGCCAGGAGGGCGACGCCAGCAGCAUGAUGCUCAGCGCCUGCCGGGAGGCCGAGGGCAAGCAGGUCUGCAGCGGGCGAGGCGAGUGCAGCUGCAACCAGUGUCUCUGCUACGAGUCGGAGUUCGGGAAGAUCUACGGCAGCUUCUGCGAGUGCGACGACUUCUCUUGCUCCCGUCACAAAGGCAUCCUCUGCUCAGGUCACGGAGAGUGUCACUGCGGCGAGUGUAAAUGCCACGCCGGCUACGUUGGCGACAACUGCAACUGCUCCACGGAGACGUCGUCCUGCAUCGCGGACGACGGGAAGAUGUGCAGCGGGCGAGGACGCUGCGUGUGCGGCCGCUGCCAGUGCACCGAGCCGGGAGCCUUCGGAGAAACCUGCGAAAAGUGUCCCACCUGCCCCGACGCCUGCGGCACCAAAAGGGAUUGCAUCGAGUGCCGGCUUUUCAACUCAGGAAGGCUCGCGGACAACCAGACCUGCCAGCGCCUGUGCAAGGAUGAAAUCAUCACUGUGGAGACCCUGAAAACCGACGAGCCCGGCGCUGUGCUCUGUCUGUACAAGACAGACGACGACUGCGUGAUGAAGUUUACGUAUUCUGAGCACUCCAGCGGACUGUCCAUCCUCUCCGCUCUGAAGGAGCCAGAGUGCGGCAGCGGCCCCGACGCUCUCAUGGUCCUGCUCGCGGUCGUCGGCAGCAUUCUGCUGGUGGGAAUCGUUCUGCUCGCCACCUGGAAGCUGGUCAUCACCGUUCACGACCGGCGGGAGUUCUCCCGCUUCCAGAGCGCUCGUUCACGCGCCCGAUAUGAAAUGGCCUCCAACCCUCUCUACAAGCAGCCCGUCUCCACCCAUUUCGUAGAAACGGACUUCGACAUGUUCGGGAAGUCCCGCAACGGCUGGGCCCACUGAUCCCUCAGCUCGGGGCGCGGCAGGACCGGUCCAGCAAGCAGAACCCGGAGGACGGCGGCGAGGCGGACAGCGGGCAGAACACACUUCCCUUUCUGAUCUUUUUUGCGGGAACGAAGGACGUCCAGAGGGGGGGACUCUGUGCAGGCUGGUGGGGAUCUGCGCGGCCCCCGUGGAGCUGCGAACAACGACCUCCUCGGCCGUUUAGAGACGAUCACACCGAGAUCUUAAUUAGCAGCGACUUCACUCCAACUACACAGAGCACCAUGCACAGAGCAGCAGGACAGCAGCUUAUAUUUGUAUAUUUUUAUAAACACUAAAGAUGCAUUUCUAUCAUGGACUUCACCCAGCAGGACUCUGAAAUGCAGAUUUCUAUUAAGAGGACGGUUUUCUGAUGGAUGCUGUAAUUAUGAUUUGGUACUACUAAUAUUUACUAAGCAAUAGAUGUCUUAUCUUCAUUUUGCACAUAGAAAAUUAUGAGUUAUUUCCAUUUGAAUGUGUGAGAGUGUGUGUUAAAUGCUCCAGUUGCACUCCUUUCUCUUUAUCUGAAUGGCGGGGCACCACUCCCCCCACACACACACACACACACACACCCCAACAUUGCAACUUCAGAAUAACCUCAAAUAUUUAGUUUCUUUUCAUCAAAAGUCGAGACUGGUUCUUGAAACAGCAGGUAUCUGCUGCAGGUGGGGGGUCAACAGAAGGAAGAUAAUUGGUUUUAAUAGGGUGAGGUGAACUUUUUCCAGGUGAGGAUGCAGGUAUCUGCUUAUAAAAUGAUUUUUUUUUUCUGCUUGACUGUUUCUCCAUUUAAAAUAAUCCUUUUCAUGCGUGACAUUUGUUUCAAAGUAAGUCUUCACAUUUACUGCAUAUAGUAUUUGAGGAAUACAGGAAGGAUUUCCACCCUUUUGUUUUCAUCUCAGCUGCAUAUCUGUGCAUCUUCAAAGAUUGUCUAUUGCUCUUCUGAAGGAAACGUUGAUGACACAACAGGAAAACUCCAGACAUCGUUAAAAAGAUUGUUUCCGUCUCCUUGAUUGAACGGUUAAGUGAUUUUGUUGAGUGGAAGUUAAAUGAGCUCGUAAAAAUGUCCGACUGCCGCUAGAUUUUGAUAAAUAACCCGAUUUCAUGACCAGUCUAAAUCUGGUUGUAACUUUUCUGAUGGAAAUUAAAUCAUCUCGGUGUAGAUGAGUAUUAAGAUGUCACUUAGGGAGUCUGCAGCACGAACACGCGCUGGUUACAUGAAGAUAGUCGUUAGUGGCUCAUCAGCUGUAACAUGUCUAGUACCUGUCUGUCGGGAUGUGGGCGGGACUAAAAUCACAGAUCCUAAAGAGGCGGAGCCUGAGCAGUCUGGACGAAUCUGCAGCCGGGAUUGUCUGGGGGGCGGAGCCUGUCUGGUGGCGGCCUCAGGGCGGGGCAGGGGUCGGGGGUGUGUGGGUGUGUGAGUGAGUGUAAAUAAACGCGGUGUGUACAUACAGUGCCAAAAUGAAAGUGCUCCCAGUUCUGGCUGUGUCUUUGCACGGUCGACUGAAACUCAGAACGGUCGCAUGUUUUCCAACUGCGCUCUUUUCUGAGGAGUCUUGUCCUCUACGUGUCGAUGUAAAACUACAGAUAAUAAACGUGCUUCAAACA
This is a messenger RNA of Cololabis saira (Pacific saury), 4401 nucleotides long. It is a transcript of the gene itgb5, whose product is annotated as integrin, beta 5. Gene Ontology annotation, cellular component: cell surface; integrin complex; focal adhesion. Gene Ontology annotation, molecular function: integrin binding. Gene Ontology annotation, biological process: cell adhesion mediated by integrin; cell-matrix adhesion; cell migration. NCBI's taxonomy places the organism in Eukaryota, Metazoa, Chordata, Actinopteri, Beloniformes, Belonidae. The transcript has 16 exons. The record is from RefSeq and is a predicted model, not a curated record. Bases 388 to 2778 code for a protein of 796 amino acids.